Messenger RNA from Aspergillus heteromorphus CBS 117.55, 1220 nucleotides. RefSeq names its product putative alpha/beta hydrolase. Gene Ontology annotation, cellular component: mitochondrion. Lineage: Eukaryota; Fungi; Ascomycota; Eurotiomycetes; Eurotiales; Aspergillaceae. The record is from RefSeq and is a predicted model, not a curated record. Bases 25 to 906 code for a protein of 293 amino acids. The transcript has 6 exons.
CUCUAGAUAGCAACGCAUAGCACCAUGCUCCCGGUUCGAACCAUCAUCCCGCGCGCAGCACGCGCCCGCCUAUUCUCUACAACUAGAGAGCUCCGAACAGAACUGUCCUACCAGGUCUUUGGACCGGAGAAGGCGGAAGCAAGCCGGAGUCCCAUCGUCUUCCUGCACGGCCUGUUUGGCUCCAAGCAGAACAAUCGAAGUAUUAGCAAAGCUCUGGCACGUGAUCUGAAACGUGAGAUCUUUGCACUGGACCUCAGAAACCAUGGCCAGUCUUUCCAUUCCGAGGAACACAAUUACACCGUCAUGGCAGAAGACGUGGUCAAGUUUCUACAGCAGUUAAAGCUGGACAAGUGUGUCUUGAUUGGCCAUUCCAUGGGAGCCAAGGCCGCUAUGACCGUCGCCCUCGAUUCGCCCAAACUGGUUUCAGCUCUCAUCCCCGUCGACAAUGCCCCCAUCAAUGCUCCUUUGAAGAGCGAUUUUGGCACAUACGUUCUUGGCAUGCAACACGUUGAAGCGGCGAAUGUAUCCAAGCAGUCCGAGGCCGACGAGAUCCUGAAAGACUACGAGGAGUCCCUUCCCAUCCGCCAGUUUCUUCUUACCAAUUUGGUCCGCUCCCCGGAGGACCAAACCAUGAAAUUCCGCGUGCCGCUCUCAGUGAUCGGGGGCUCUCUCGGGGCCAUGGCCGAUUUCCCGUACCGGGAACCGGGCUCUGUCGUGUAUGAUGGCCCAACGUUGUUUGUUCGCGGAACGAAGAGCAGAUACGUGAGCGACGACACCGUGCCCGCGAUCAAGAAGUUCUUCCCAAACGCCCAAAUAGCCGAUGUAGAGGCUGGGCAUUGGCUCAUCUCGGAGAAUCCCGAGGCCUUCAGACAAUCUGUCGUCCAGUUCCUGAAAGAUGCCCCUUAAUUCUACGAUUUGAAAAGAUACCUAUCAAGACAAACUCAUAUACAUUAAUUGCGUAUGUGCAAACCUGUCCCGGAAGUAUUCAACAAGAACGUGGUCAAGACCGCGCCAUCUGAAACCACGAAAAGAAGGGGCGAAGUCAGAUAAUGAUAGUAUCAAUAGGACAUCCAGCGGAAACCAAAAUUUUGGCUGACGAUGGAUUCAUAACAUUCGUAACCUCGUAGCACCAAUGCCUUCAAAAAAACAGGUUUUCCCGUGUAUACCAUUUUUUAGCAGCCCAGGUUUUGUACUGCCUAGUCGGUAAUAGUUAUUGGUUC